Staurois parvus is the source of this 331-nucleotide messenger RNA. NCBI's taxonomy places the organism in Eukaryota, Metazoa, Chordata, Amphibia, Anura, Ranidae. The record is from the annotation of a GenBank genome assembly.
AUAUAGUGAAUGCAGGGUCUGGGGAGACCAGAUAUAGUGAAUGCAGGGUCCAGGGAGACCAGAUGUAGUGAAUGCAGGGUCCGGGGAGACCAGAUAUAGUGAAUGCAGGGUCCGGGGAAACCAGAUGUAGUGAAUGCAGGGGUCCGGGGAGACCGGAUAUAGUGAAUGCAGGGUCCGGGGAGACCGGAUAUAGUGAAUGCAGGGUCCGGGGAGACCGGAUAUAGUGAAUGCAGGGUCCGGGGAGAGCGGAUAUAGUGAAUGCAGGGUCUGGGGAGACCGGAUAUAGUGAAUGCAGGGUCCGGGGAGACCGGAUAUAGUGAAUGCAGGGUCC